Erpetoichthys calabaricus (reedfish) is the source of this 1390-nucleotide messenger RNA. Its product is annotated as trace amine-associated receptor 1-like. The record is from RefSeq and is a predicted model, not a curated record. The coding region runs from base 30 to 1061 and encodes 343 amino acids. The transcript has a single exon. Gene Ontology annotation, biological process: negative regulation of smooth muscle contraction; adenylate cyclase-activating adrenergic receptor signaling pathway; norepinephrine-epinephrine-mediated vasodilation involved in regulation of systemic arterial blood pressure. Gene Ontology annotation, cellular component: membrane. NCBI's taxonomy places the organism in Eukaryota, Metazoa, Chordata, Cladistia, Polypteriformes, Polypteridae. Gene Ontology annotation, molecular function: beta2-adrenergic receptor activity; norepinephrine binding; trace-amine receptor activity.
AGAAUAUUCAGCGCCAAGGCUUAAAUAAAAUGAAUGUAAGUGGAAUCCCACAAACAGUUCAUUUUUGCUAUCCAUCUGUCAACAACUCAUGCCGCAAACAAGUUCUUCCUCUGCAAAACCACAUUGUACUAUACACAGUGCUGUGGACUACAGUGGCUGUUACUGUUUUUGGAAACCUACUUGUCAUCAUCUCUAUUGCCCAUUUCAGACAACUUCAUACGCCAACAAAUUGCCUGGUCCUUUCCUUGGCUGUCACUGAUUUUCUUCUUGGAGGAAUUGUAAUGCCACCCAUUUCUGUUCAGCUAGUUGAAACGUGCUGGUAUUUAGGGGACAUUUACUGCAAAGUGUACCUUGGUGCAGUAAUCAUGCUGUGCACAGCUUCAGUUUCUCAUUUAUCUUUCAUAUCUAUUGAUCGAUAUUUCGCAGUCUGCCAUCCUUUAACAUAUAAAACUAAGAUUACUGUGCCUGUUACAUUAAAUCUGAUCUUGUUUUGCUGGACUCUAUCUGCUGUUGUUGGGUUUGGAAUUAUUUUUCUUGAACUAAAUUUAAAGGGCAUAGAAGACGUUUAUCAAAAAGUUAAGUGUGUUGGAAGCUGUAUUUUAAUGCAAAAUGAAGCAUCAGGCUUGGUUUCUUCACUUUUUUCAUUUUAUAUACCUGGUUUUGUUAUGGUGUGCAUUUAUUUGAAAAUUUUUGCUGUAGCAAGGAGACAGGCCAGGUCUAUUAGAGAUUUAGGACAUCAAAAUCAGUCAGCCGAGGAAAAGAAAAAGUUAGCAUCAAGGAAAAGAGAAACAAAAGCUGCAAAGACCCUUGCUAUCGUUUUGGGAGUCUUUCUUAUUUGCUGGAGCCCAUUUUUCUUAUGCAAUGUUAUUAAUCCUUUAACAAACCACAACGCCCCACAAUUUGUAAUAGAGACUCUUGCAUUUAUUGGUUACAUGAACUCAACAUUUAACCCACUUGUCUAUGGUUUCUUUUAUAGCUGGUUCAGAAAAGCUCUUAAAUUAAUAGCAAAUGGCAAAAUCUUCCAAAAUGACUCUUCAAGAACAAAAUUAUUCUCAGACUAAGUAAUUAUAAUUGUAUUUGUAUUUAAUAGUGUCAUGAUAUCUAUUUACUACUAUAAGCAAGUUUUAUUGAUACAAGGUAUUUACUUUUUAUGUGAUAGUGUAGUGAAAACAAAAAUAUUUUGUUUGAAUUUUUUAACUUUGCACGAAAAUAGUUGUCAAUAAAUAUAUUAAUCAUCUGGCAUACAACAUAUGUUUCAAAGAUGAUGUGAGUAUGUGGUGCUGUUAAUGAAGCUAUUUAUAGUAAAUACAGGUGAAAAUAAGUGUAUAUUUCACAGUAUUCUGUUAAUUUCAUUUCUGUCACAGGAACAUUUUGUAAAUGCUACAAAAUA